AUGGCAAGCAAGGCAGAUUCUGACUCGCCACCGUCCGCCUCGGCAGCCGAUAUACUCAAGCCGCUAUCCCAGGGUAGCAAUUUCCCUAGUAGUGGGGCUGUCGCUGCUAGGGCACGAGAACAAAUGCAAAAUGCAUCCUCUUCGCCUGCUUCUUCCCCUACCUCUUCACCGGGGACGCCUCGAUCAGAGAGUCAGGGCAGUGCAAGUGUGGGGUCCGUUCAAAAACGCAACGAGACGGUGCAUACUAUGUAUGAGAAGGAUGGGGAUGGAACGAGGAGUUUUAGAAGGUUAAUUGUUGAGUACAAUUAG
This is a messenger RNA of Penicillium angulare, 309 nucleotides long. RefSeq lists its product as uncharacterized. The record is from RefSeq and is a predicted model, not a curated record. The coding region runs from base 1 to 309 and encodes 102 amino acids. NCBI's taxonomy places the organism in Eukaryota, Fungi, Ascomycota, Eurotiomycetes, Eurotiales, Aspergillaceae. The transcript has a single exon.